AGAAAAGCCGAAUUAAUUGCUUAUAGAAGACGUGAAGGAUUAAUUGAUGCACUGAUAAAAUCUGAAGUAUACAGAGAAAUAACUGAGCCGGCGACAAGAUUCAAGGAACUUAUAGCUAGAAGGUUACCUCAAGAUUUUGUAUUGGACGGAGAGCAGUUCGGGGACCCUAUCUACAAUAACGCUCUUGAAAUUCUUCGCCCUGUCCUUACCAGUUAUCCCGUUGACUACCGGUUUCGUGGGAAUAGCAUUUAUUAUGAUUCCAAAGCAAGACCAGUUGAGCAUAUGCGAGCUUUUUACGAACUGGCUUUAUCAUUU
Messenger RNA from Mucor mucedo, 315 nucleotides. RefSeq lists its product as uncharacterized. The transcript has a single exon. The annotation marks the transcript as partial. The record is from RefSeq and is a predicted model, not a curated record. Lineage: Eukaryota; Fungi; Mucoromycota; Mucoromycetes; Mucorales; Mucoraceae.